Messenger RNA from Clonostachys solani, 306 nucleotides. Lineage: Eukaryota; Fungi; Ascomycota; Sordariomycetes; Hypocreales; Bionectriaceae. The record is from the annotation of a GenBank genome assembly.
AUGCCUAUAAAAUCGAUGUUAUUACAUUAUCAGGUCUCAGCAGCUAUGCUUUUAGAUCGUUUAAAGAGAGAGGCGGAGAUUAUAUAUAGUUACGUGAUUCCCUCCCCUACGAUAUCACCUGGGAGGAGACUAUAUCGCGGAAAGCGAGAAUAUAUAAAACAUAGAGGAUCUCGCUACCACAUUUCACAGCAGUCUCUAUACGCUAGCGGCUGCUCUAUUAAUAAGACCUAUUAUCCUUAUCGCCCACAGCCUAGGCGGCCUAAUUAUAAAGCAGGCUUUAGUGGCCCUAUUAAAGUUAAAGAAUAA